This is a messenger RNA of Folsomia candida, 5359 nucleotides long. RefSeq lists its product as uncharacterized. Lineage: Eukaryota; Metazoa; Arthropoda; Collembola; Entomobryomorpha; Isotomidae. The transcript has 14 exons. The coding region runs from base 1327 to 3819 and encodes 830 amino acids. The record is from RefSeq and is a predicted model, not a curated record.
GGUGAGGGUCUUCUCUCUCUCUGCGACUAGAUUCUUGUGGUGCCCUGGCGUUUUCGGAGUCUCAAAAAUUUCGAAAAAUUUUCUCUACAAAUUUUUUUCUAAAAAAUAAGAAGUUUCCAAUUCCACCCACAUUAUCUCAAAUAAACCAUUGUUUAAAUCGAAUCGAAUUAUUUCUCCAAAGUGAAAGCAAUCGAGUGACAUUAAGUGUGUAGCCCAAAACAUUUCCGACCCAGUCCAGUCACCCCUCUGCCAAAUAGCUGUCGUCCCACAAAGAGGAGGCAAACUCUGUGUGGCCGAAAUGUAAACAGUUUUCAGAGCAAUUUGGCAAUUUGCGAAUUUCUUGGCUUUUGGCUUCUUGUGACCUAAAAAGCUCAAUUUCACCCACCUAUUGUCAUCAUCAUCAUCAUCAACGGCUCGACCAGGAGCUCUGGUUUUUGGCAGAAGGUGGAGGAAGAGGAUACAGACAUACAUAUUCCAACUACAAGUAACCUCUGCACAUACAUAUUUGACCCAACAGAAGCGCGGAGAAAGUAUCGAUUACUGAUUUCUGCUAAUGUCGCAAAACUGAAGGCGAGGAAAAACACGGAGCCAGCCAGCCAGCUUUCCAACCUGACGUGGAACAGGUAAAACUACUCUAAUUCUUCAACCAACCAGCGGGGCAAGUUGUGCUUUGUGUUUCUUCACCGUUUAUAUAUUUCUCCCUGCUUGACUUAACCUGCUGAAAGUGAAAGCAGAAACUUGUGUCUUGUCAUGUCAUUUGGCAACACGACUUGUCGUCCUCCUUUCAAAAUGUGACAUAUAAUUUAAAACAAAACCACAGAACGAAACCAGUAUAAACUUUGAACUCGAGGUUGUCAUCAUCCCGAUUGCAAAGUAGCGAAUUCUACAAAACCGCAAACAUUACAGUUCAGUUCGCUUAUCUUGAAACUCCACUCGCAAGAAGAACUUGGAGCUUGUCGUGUCUGGUUUGAGUUGGAUGUGAAAUUUGCUGGAUAAUUGUAAUUGCUGCGUUAAAUAGACUUGAAUUUUCCUUCUAGUUAUGUAAAUUUAUUUAAUCUGCUGGUUCAUCUCGAAGUAAAAUUGCAUACGUAAGCUGUAAAAUUGACAAUAAAAUCGAUUUUCGCGAUCAUCGCGGUGAUCAAAAAGGACAACAACAACUUUAAAUAAUUGUGGGUAUAGCAGAACUGAACUUAAGUAUCCUGCCCGAAUUUCAUGCUGCUACCCGCCUACUCGUACAUCUAGCCAUACACCUCGCAAUUAGAGAAAGAUUUCUCUGAUGAUCCACCCAUAAUUGAGAACCUGUUGAAGUAAACAAUUUUUUUCAAAAUGAGGGACAUGUAUCACUGCCAAUUUCGCGUCGCGAUUCUUUGCGCGCUCUCAAUCAGUGGAGUGGUCAUGGUGUCCGCCAUGUAUUCGGAAGAUGACACAAUGGCCACCUCAACUUUGGACGAGGAUUUUACUUUCACUCCGCCAAAAAGUCAUCAUCACCACCACCAGCACCAUCGCACCCAUAAUAUUCAUCACAACCACCACAACACCCCUCGUCAGCACUACCACUCCCAUCAUCACCGACCAUCCGCCGCCACCACCAACAACAACGUGAACAAUGGGAACGACAACGACGGUGGAGUAGUUGAUGGGAGAAGGCGUGAUUCCCAGAAUGAUGACGAGACUUCUUCUCACUUCCAUUACCAUCAGCAGCAGCAGCAGCAGAAACAUCAUCAUCACCCAGAAGCAAAUGGCAAAGAAGUGCAGGAGGACGAAAUAAUGGAAAUGCCACAUCAAAAUUCGGAUUCUGACGAGAAGGAACAACUCCAUCAAGAAGAUAGUCCACAUUACGGGCGAUACAGCAACACAAAUAAAUACAAUCAUGAUCAUGUGAACUGCCGUCUCCCCGAUGCAUGGAGUGGAAAAUGGUUCCAAUCCGGGAUCCCAAAUCCUGUCCUGAUUGACAGCAAAUCCAUCGAAGGGAAAGGAACGUGCUAUGAAAUGAUGGGAGAUAAAUUCCUCUUCGUUGAAAAAGCGACCAACUGCCACCGAUGUCUGGUCAUAAACUCUCGGCACAACAAUGUCGUCGAAUACAAAGAAAGUCCCUAUUGUCCCGAGAAGGACUCCUUGGACAAUUUGUGCAGCCAAAUACCCGGGGAUGCGACGCUCUACUCGCUAUUUCGGAUAGACGCUCAACCAGUGUCGUGUCCUUUUAAGGGGCCGUACACCUUCACCUACAACAAAGGGACGGGCCUCUGCAAAAGCCCGGUCAGUCAUGUCGAAACGUGCACCGAGCCAUCCAGACUUCUCCUGAGAUAUGAAGCAUGUCCCGAUCCAGAAACGGAAAGCAAAGUGGAGGAGUUGCAGUGUCUUGGUGUCUGGCGGGACAGCACUUACCAUUAUUUGGUCGGCAAAUUAAAUUAUCAGCUCGCCGCGAGUAACGAGGAUCGGUACCGAUGCUUCAUUUACGAGAUUGUGAAAGGUCACACCAUCGUCAAAUUGGCUCAGUCGGGAGAUGCAACUUGCAACGGGCUCUCGUCUCCGGUGGAGGGGGCGAAAACAAUGACCUUCACUAAAGUGAAUGAGAGUGGCGGAGUGAAAUGCAAAUUCCCGGCCUGGGUGUCAUCGCAUCAUUGGCACUCGUUGGAUGGGAAAGUCUCAGCGAAGACGAAUCCGAAAAAUUCCACCAUGCAGAUUGCCGACACAACGGUGCAAGACGGCGGAUCCUCGUCAUCAUCGACAUCCGGAGGUUAUCUGCACCAAAGGAGUGGUGGUGGCGUGGGUGGGGUGUAUUACAAUACCGGAAAUUUUGGAAAUUCUGUCCUCUCCUCUCCCGGGAGUGGGAACCCGUACGUUCUGCUCUCUGGGGGGACACGGAUCACAUGCCAAAAUAUCAAAGAACUCGGCGAGGAUCAUGUUGCAGUUGUGGCGCAACAUACGGAAGGAUGCGCGAGUACAACCGUGUGCAUCCACUUUUUUCGGAGGCAUUCCCACGUGAUCGAACUGCAAAUAGGGAAGAAAGGCUAUGAUGACUAUGACUGUGGGAAAGUGGACGCUUUAGGACCAAAUCUGCCUUAUGUGACCCUCAUUAGAGCAGAAGCGAAUUCCCACAGUCACAGAUGCCCGUAUUUAGGGAAAUACAUGGCCAGCGGACUCGUCGCUGGGGGUGACCUGUGUCUCACGGGGGGCGUUCAAAAUAUACAGCAAGCUCAACACGGAGCUUUCCACAGUGUCGUGGUCGGUUGUGGCCAACGAGCCACGAUGGACUUUCACAGCAAAUGCAUAACCCAAGAGCCAAUCACAUCCUACGUGUGCCACGGAACUUGGGAGGAGAAUGGGACGGGGUACUUGAUUGCAUCGCCAUUAAGUCGCUCAUCGACGUCGGCUCGUCGUUUUUGUUUCACAUACCUCGAGACGGACGAGGGUCUCUCGUUUUUUAGCAGUAGUGAGACCUGUCGCAGAGACGUGAGACCUAAUGCGGAAGGCAUUUGGGCUUUCAAUCUCACAAUAGACGGACAAUGUGCCGAACCGAUGACGACGGGUGGUGCUGGAUCCCGUUCUUCAACCCAUUGUGAUCCCUGCUUUUUGGCCAUGGUGUUAUUGGCCCUCCUUCUGGUCGGGUGUCCGGGAGGGAUAGCAGAUAAUACUAAUAAUAUUACCCUUUUUGUGACCACUACGACGCCGAGUGUAGUCAGCUAUUUGUUUUAUUCUCUGUUUGCCAAAACCUUCUUGGGAAGAAUCUCAUCUCCUUUAUUGACAUCUUCGCCCCAGUCUCAACCGCAAGAGGAGGACGAGGCCAGCAGCAGAAGAAUGGUGGUGGGGUUAGCUUAGAGAGAAAUCCAAUAUUAUGUAAUGUCCAGUCCAGUCUCAAAAUGUACGUCCAGUCCUCUUCCCAAUAUAAGAAAUAAGUAGCUGUUUUGUGCGAGAGAGAAAUCACGGAUCACUUGGAUUCUGUGAGACAGGGGAAAAAGCAAUGAAAGGAAUUUCGUUGCCAUUGUCCUGUCCAACUGUUCGUUCGUCUCGUCAGUGGUGAUGGUGACAUGACGCAACAAUGGAUGAGAUGAGGAUGACUCUUGUGUGAAGCGAUGUGUGGAGAGCUUGACUCUCAUCAAAUGUUACCCAAUCUGAGAAAAGGUUCAGGUCAGGAGCAGAUGAUGCCGAAAGAAGAACACGGUCAAAAAAGGAGAAAGUGGAGGAAUGAAAAAGAGUGCAGAUUUUUAUACUAAGCUAUUGAUUGACAAUUCAAGAAUUGUGAUGUGUUUGACCAAAUGAACUGAUUGUGAAAAUUCUAUACUCUUCUCGUGUAUCGCUUUUUUAUUGUUAUUCAUACACUGUAUUAGGGAUGAGGAGGGGUCAGUGGGUAGCAGGAUAUUUGGAGGGGACCAAUUUUAAUUUGUGCAAUGGCAAAAAUAAGAAGACAGCGAAUUCGAAAAUAGUUUCUUAAAAUUUUUUCGAUUUUAUACAUUUUUUACCUGUUUCUAAAUUUUGAAAAACCCCAAGAUUCAACAAGAUUUUUAAUUUUCAAAAUUUGAACACAAUUUUGGGCAUAUGUGCAUGUUCUCAAUUGUUUUAAUAGCUCCAAAAUCAAGAAAGUUACAGCGUUCUGACAACUCCAAGUUUUGGCUGAAUCUACUUUUGAAAAUUCCACCAAGCGGUCAAAUUGACACAUUAAGAAAAAUGCAAAAAUUCUUAUUUUUGCCACUGAGCAAAUUAAAAUUGACCCGGUCGAUAUCUGAGGUUAUCCGCUGACACCUUCGCAUUAUUAGUAGUGCUUCAUCAUGUAGUUACUCUAUCGCUUUUGGUAAAUCUAUACCUUCACUAAAAAAAACCGCAUCCAAACACCAACUAUCUAUUUAUUUAGCCUGAAGUUGUCAGUCACCUAAUUCUGUAAGAGAUAUGAAACGAAAUUAAAUGAAUAGAAAUCGCUGUAUUAAACCGAUAGCACAAAAAGAAAAUUCUGCACGCAUGAAAAUAUGGAAAGUACUUAUUAUUACAUACGAUUAUUAAAAAAUAGUACUAUAAAUAUGUAUAUCCAAAAAUAACCUUUUGUAAAAAAUUUCAUGAUAAAACUAAUUAAUCAAUUAAUGUUUAACCAUAAUGAUAGCUUAAUUCUGUAUUUAAAUUAAGUAUUUUUAUGAAAUACGUAGUUUCCCAUAAUUGAGUAAAAAAAGUAGGACUUUAGAAAAAAUCCGUGUAAAUUUCUCCCCAUAUACGACUCGACUUAUUACAUGCUACUAAAUAUUUACCAGUUGGGCUAAAAAACAUGAAACCAACAUAAUUUAAACAAUGCUUAUUAUUGAUGUUUGUACUACGGGCCAAUGUGUUAAAACAUUAAAAAAUAUUUAUAUAAAAAAUGACUCUUUGAAUAUUA